GAACUCAAUGCCAACGUCCGAAAGAUCGCAUCUCCUCUCAUUGCGCCACCUAUGCCCAAAAAAAGCAUGUCAAAGAAACUUAUCAAGACUAGCAGAAGUCCUUCCGUGUUCUCCUAUGAUACUACCCCGAUCGAGCUACCUUCGAUAUACGUGGACGAAAACUUUUUUGAGGCUUGGGCUGACGUCUUAGUCAGUUCGGGCUGGUGUCAUGACGAGCUCAAAGAAGUCAGCUGGGUCCUGAUUCACUGCAAAUGCAAGCCGGCCGAUCAUCAAGAAUUUGAAUUUCGACCCACGCCAGUAAAUCCUGAUGGCCGUAACGACGAUAUGUGGGCCUUGUUUGAGGAAGUCAUUCCACCUGAGCAUCAAUCAGCACAGCUUAACGCGCAAAAGGUGGCCACUCACAAAAACAAUAGGCGGUCUUUCCUCCGAGUGAUCACUCGUAAAGAGAACAAAAGGCCGGGAAAUGGAUCAACUUCGGAGACAGCGCCUUUCACCUCAGACUCAUCUCCGCACUAUUAUCCAAUUACACCCCAGUCACAGGCACUCUUCAUGACGAAUUCUGGCUCGCAGUCAUCUUCAAACUAUCAAGUUGACGUAUCAUCCGAUCAUUCAACCUCGCGAGCUGCAUCCUUAACUCCCCAAUCUAGUCAUGUAGGCCUGUUUCGUUCGAUUUCGAAAAUGAUUCAAGGGAACCACUCCCCCAUCACCAUUGGCGACAUACGGCAUCCUGCUCAUCUUCACGCUAUGACUAUAGAUACGGAAUCAUUACAUGACCUGGCUUCAUCUUAUUCUCAAAACCCUACCGCGGAUGGAUCUGAACCGUGGGUCAAUGUCUCCGUCGAUCACAGUCCUUCUCGUUCAGUCCAUCGGCCCGUUUUGAGAUCUGUGGGCAGUUCUGACACCGCCCAUGCCAUGGGCACUUCAAUCCGUCUUCAUGGAAGUAAGUCACAACAAACAUUCAACCGACCGGCUAACCCGACACCUCCUCCAUCAGAUCGCCCGACAAGCUUUUCCACCAUCUCAAGUCUUGAUUGCGUGCCCCACAGCGACCACGAAGGAAUGAUACAUGAUGGCAGUCGUUCCUCCGCUGUUUCGCGCUCCAUUGCAAGUAGUUCCGAUUUCACCGUCGAACUAGUGGAGCGACUCCCCGAACGAACUCCUCAUCAUUUACGGCCGCCAUCUUUGAUCCCCCCCGAAAGCCACUCUCUACGCAUUCACUGA
Messenger RNA from Puccinia graminis f. sp. tritici CRL 75-36-700-3, 1221 nucleotides. RefSeq lists its product as uncharacterized. The transcript is spliced from 2 exons. The coding region runs from base 52 to 1221 and encodes 389 amino acids. NCBI's taxonomy places the organism in Eukaryota, Fungi, Basidiomycota, Pucciniomycetes, Pucciniales, Pucciniaceae. The record is from RefSeq and is a predicted model, not a curated record.